This is a messenger RNA of Echinostoma caproni, 1962 nucleotides long. The record is from the annotation of a GenBank genome assembly. NCBI's taxonomy places the organism in Eukaryota, Metazoa, Platyhelminthes, Trematoda, Plagiorchiida, Echinostomatidae.
CUAAGUCGUAUUGUCGAUGGAGGUCCUCGUGUUGGUCUGCUUUGUCAGUUCCUAAGUACAUUGGUUACACAUCUACCACAACUGAUCCGAAAUCCUUCUCAGGGUGCGAAUAAUCCAGUUCGUGUUGAGGUCUUGUUGGAACGCCUGAGCGCGGCCAAACCCGUUGCGGCUGACACGGAUAAUCGUUCCCAGACGGAUAACAGUUCAAUUUUAGCAAUAUGUGGCUUGGUUUUUCAACUGAGCACGGAUAGGUUCCUUACAGACAAAGAGGGCCGAUCACUACUGUUGGCCAUCGCUUCUCGGACUGCUAAUGAUAACCAAUCUGUGACACGGAUUCCGACACCCGUGAGACUAUCUUCAUGGUUGGCCUAUCAGGUGGCUCGACAAGCCAGUCGCUAUGGUCAACACAUGUUAGCUUCCGCUAUCUAUGGGUCUCUAAGCCCACAGGCACUUUCCGAACGAUCCAGUUAUUGGAUUCAGGGCCUGGUCGAGUUUAGCCGAACCGAGGCAACCAUCAUUUCUGUGGCUCGUCGUCUUCGUGGCAAUGUCACAACGCUUGAGGCCGAUGAAAACACGAUCGAUCCCAAUCAACGGCCUCCUCCAUUUCCUUGGGUGUUGGAACUCAUCGAUGCGCUUCGUGGUGCAUGUGAUUCCGCUCUGAAAGCUCGUACGACACUGAUUUGCGUCGGUGGUCCUGAUACACGUUGGUUUCAAGCCGAGUAUGUUGCACUGCGUGCAGAUCUCUUCUCCAAUUUGGCCGAGUUGUGCUCCAAUGCCUAUCAUCACAGUCGUGUCGGCCGUUGGCCCGGUCAAACUAACUCCAUCCCGGGUUCUGCUCCAUGCACUCCAUUCUGGUUAUUGGACCAACUGGAUGUAUGGAACGCCCUGGCCGAACGUCUCGCCACAUUCCAAGCUCAAUGCCUUGACGCGGAACCUGCCACACUCGAACAUUUGAGCGCUCAGGAAAACGUAUCCCAUGAGCAUGCCGUAGUUCCGUUCACGUCAUCGCAAGUCCACUCGUCAGCGUCGUCCCACAGCGAUCCAUUUUCUGCUAUUUUACCCGAUUUGGAAACUGUGGCUCGAAAACGGUUGAAUUUCAAGCCCGUGGCCUUUGCCAAUUUUGACUGGAUUCCAGGACUGGUAUUGACUUUGGUUCGCACAGCAUCUCACUGGCCUCGAUUCUUUUUCCAACGCCUCCAGACCACAAAUGUUCGCCUCGUUCUUUUGCCAAAAGCGGGGAACAAUCCAGACGACGUGUUGACAAUCAGUAAUGAGGUAGGACAUAUGAUUCAAGUGAUGGGUGUGGUGCAACAGCACAGUCGCCGCGGACCGAGCCACUUAUCCCGUCGAAUCACACUGGUUGAGGUUGAGCUGACUGUGACCGAACUGCCGUUUUCUGGCCACUAUGCCCGUGUCUCAUUAUCACAACACGUAGCCACGAUGCACGACCGCGAUCAACAGUCAGUUGUUUUCUAUUCCAAACGAUCAGCUCCGCUUCAGCGAGACUAUUUCCACUGUGAUUUCUGCGUUCAUUUCCCGGGCCAUGUUCAGGGUAAGGCAAAGAAUGGUUCGGUUUCCACGGACAAAUUGUACGCGAUACAAGCCUCACCCAUACUCAUUGACGGUAGCGGAGAACGCUGGCGUCUGACCGGUGUAUCUGGUGCUCCGAAGGAAGUGACCUUGGUUCGGGUGGAGUGUGUGAGAACUGCAAACACAACUGUCGCAUCAGUCAGCUCGACCACGUCGAGUUCUGGGUCUGUUGAACCUGCACACCAGUCUACUUCUCGAUCAGUCUUACCUCCGCCCGGUACAGCUAAAGUUGACAUUAAUCGGACUUCGUUGGACGCACAGUUCUCGCUGACGAAACCGCGACCGAUUGGCCGUCCGGUCGGAGAAACAACCGUUACCCCUGUUGGUAGAUCAACAGCAACCGCAAGAAGUGGGCCUACCUCGUCCGUUUAG